CAGUGUUGAGAGUUACCCUUUGUACUUGACAUUGUUUGAUCAUUGCAUGCCAACCUCAAAGUCCAGCUGAAGGAUUUGGUUACAAACAAAUAAAACAAACAGAAUACACACAGUUGCAAGUCAGAUACAGAGAGAGCAGGAUGUGGGUUCUUUUAGUCAUUUCAACAACCUUUCUCCUAAAUGCUCCAGUUUUGGGUGGAGUGAAGGACCUAAAUUCACACUUCAGCUUCUAUGAGAAAAACAAUGCAAUGGCUAUUAAUGCACAGACACUUCCCCAGGGUCAUGACAACCUACAGAUGGAGUCUCCAGACUUUCAUCAAGACAACACAGUCACCAAAGACUUGCCACUGGAAGGCUUGGAAGAGGAGGAUUACAUUGAUUUUGAUAAGAUACUGGCAGAAGGAGACGAUGACUACAGUGACGGUGAUGCAAUAGAUGAAAUCACCACACCUGAACCAGAUUUUGACUUUGUCUCAGAGCUCUUUGAUCCUAAAGUGCACAGAGCAUGUCUCUUGAGACUUUUUCAUGGUCGAACACGGCUGCAGCGCAUUAAUGUGGUCAAUGCCUUUUUUGGAUUUCGCCUUUACCGAAGCCUUCGCAAACAAGUAAAUCAAACGGAUAAUGUUUUGCUGGCACCUGCUGGAAUUUCCAUUACCAUGGGAAUGAUUGCUCUUGCAGUUGGUUCUACCACACACAAGCAGCUCUACCAAGCUUUAGGCUUUGCUGAAUUUGUCAAUGCCAGCAUUCACUAUAAUGAUUCCACUGUGCACAAACUUUUCUGCAAACUUACACACCGACUCUUCAGGCGUAACUUUGGUUACACUUUGCGAUCUGUCAAUGACUUUUAUGUCAAACAUACUGCAGUCAUUACAGAGGGCUUCCGUAGUCAGGCAAAGACAUAUUAUUUUGCUGAGCCUCAAUCUGUGGAUUUCAGAGACCCAGCGUUCCUUUUGAAAGCGAACCAGCGUAUUCAGAAGUUGGUAAAAGGGCUAAUCAAAGAACCACUUAAAAGUGUUGACCCCAACAUGGUAGUAAUGAUUCUAAACUACCUGUACUUUAAAGGAACAUGGGAGCAGAAGUUUCCAAAGGAGCUAACCCAUUACCGUAACUUCCGUGUGAGUGAGAAGCACCAGGUUCGUGUGCCAAUGAUGCAAAAUAAGGGUACCUACCUGGCUGCAGCUGAUCAUGACCUGAACUGUGAUGUCCUACAGUUGCCCUACAAAGGCAACAUAAGCAUGCUCAUUGCUGUGCCACAGAAACUUUCUGGUAUGAAAAUACUUGAACAAGAGGUUUCACCUAUUGUCAUUAACAAGUGGCUCAACAAUAUGACCAACAGAACACGUGAGGUGGUGCUCCCACAAUUUAAGCUGGAGCAGAGCUAUGAUCUAGUCAACCACUUGAAGCAGUUGGGUCUAACUGACCUCUUCACAGAAAAGGGCGACUUCUCUCCUCUGGCUUCUGAGAAGGUCUCUGUCAACUGGUUUAAGCACCAAAGUGCCAUCACAGUAAAUGAGGAAGGUACUGAAGGAGGAGCAAUGACACAUGUGGGUUUCAUGCCACUGUCAACACAGACACGCUUUAUUGUGGACCGGCCCUUUCUUUUUUUUAUCUACGAACAUCACACUGACUGCCUCAUCUUCAUGGGACGGAUUGCAGACCCAUCAAAGAGUUAAUUUUCUAUACACAUACAGCCAAGCUUUAAAUGUACUACAAACUGUAAUAAGUGCACUGCAAUGGAGAUCACUAAUUUAGAGUCUAAUUCAGCAACGUUAUUGCCAGACUCAGUAGUACUCAGCAACAUUUCAGUAAAUAAUAAAUGAUGCGAUUAAUAUUCAUUUCCAAUUUAUAAAUAAGUAUGAAACACAUACAAAUGUAGCAUUAAAACAUUUUAAGCAUU
Molecule: messenger RNA, 1897 nt
Organism: Tachysurus vachellii
Lineage: Eukaryota; Metazoa; Chordata; Actinopteri; Siluriformes; Bagridae
Gene: serpind1
Product: serpin peptidase inhibitor, clade D (heparin cofactor), member 1
Exons: 5
Coding region: 141-1673 (510 amino acids)
Biological process (GO): negative regulation of endopeptidase activity; blood coagulation
Molecular function (GO): serine-type endopeptidase inhibitor activity
Source: RefSeq, a predicted model, not a curated record